Verticillium nonalfalfae is the source of this 1089-nucleotide messenger RNA. RefSeq lists its product as uncharacterized. Bases 1 to 1089 code for a protein of 362 amino acids. Gene Ontology annotation, molecular function: Hsp70 protein binding. Gene Ontology annotation, cellular component: endoplasmic reticulum membrane. NCBI's taxonomy places the organism in Eukaryota, Fungi, Ascomycota, Sordariomycetes, Glomerellales, Plectosphaerellaceae. The record is from RefSeq and is a predicted model, not a curated record. The transcript is spliced from 2 exons. Gene Ontology annotation, biological process: cellular response to misfolded protein.
AUGUCGAGCGCAAAGGCGUCCGGCGCGGACGCCGGCAGCAGCAAUGCCCGCAGUCGAGAACAUCAGCAGGGAAACCAGGGCCGCUCCUAUACCGUCGAACAAAAAGCUGCCGUCAUCCGCAUCCGCCAGUGCUCGCCGACGGCGUUCUACGAUAUUCUUGGCCUCGAAGAGGUGAAGAAAACUGUGACCGACAGCGAAGUAAAGAAGGCGUAUCGCAAGCUAUCGCUCCUAACGCACCCCGACAAGAACGGUCACGAACACGCCGACGAGGCCUUCAAGAUGGUGAGCCGUGCUUUUGGCGUGCUCGGCGACAAGGAGAAGAGGGAACGCUUCGACAGAUCUGGUGUAGACCCUGACUCACGCUUCGGCCAGGCGCAGGCCCAAAAUCCUUUCAGCGGAUUCGCGAGCAGAGGCGGCGGUGGCGCACCAGGCGGUGGCGGCUUCGGUGGAGGUUUCCAGGGCGAGGAGAUGACGCCUGAGGAGAUGUUUCAACGGUUCUUUGGAGGAGGUGGUGGCUUCGGCGGGUUCGGCGGCGGUCCAUUCGGUGGCUUCGACACGGGGCCGCAAUUUGCCUUCAACUUUGGCGGUGGACCAGGUUUCCGAGUACAUCAAUUCGGCGGCGGCCGACCACGGAGACGACCAAGGGAAGGGCAGCAGGGACAGGCAGAAGGCGGUUUAUCACCUCUGCUCGGCAUGCUUCCCCUGUUGCUCUUUUUCGUCUUCCCCAUCCUCAGCGGUCUCUUCUCCGGCGAAUCGGGCCGAUCAUCUACUCCUCAAAUGCACUUUGAUACCCCCUCACCACCAUACACCAUGCAGCGAGAGACUUCCAACUCCAAGGUACCGUACUUUGUCAAUCCUGUGGAUGUCGAGUCGUACUCGAAGAAUAAGCUCAGCCAACUGGACCGGUCAGCCGAGGCGACACUGGUCAGGACCCUGCAAUUUCAAUGCGAGAACGAGAUGAAUCACAAGAGGAGAAUGUAUGAUGCGGCUCAGGGUUGGUUCUUCCAGGAUCCAGUCAAGAUGCAGGAAGCCACAGCUUACGCCACGCCCUCAUGCGAUCGAGCCAAGAAAUUGGGACUGCUACGAUGA